CUACAAAGUUUGGCAGCAAAGCUUUGAAAAAAGUGCUUUGGGUCAGAUUUAGAUCGUAGGCUGCUAUAGGAAAACUUGGGCCUCCCGAAAGUAGCUAAGCCGGUUUGGGCCAGCUGCUAGGCGUUUCUUCUUCAGACUGUUCGACUAACAAAGGUGUUUUAACAUCUGUUUUAUCAUUUCUGUAUAACGGAACGUGAAAUUAUGUACAAAGCGGCUCUAAUCGUCAACACCCUAGUGGCCUCUUUAGCCGUAGUUGUUGUAGUCCGACAAAGUUUUACACAGUCAGCAAGAAUUCAGUCUGCUUCCUGUAGUCUUUCGCAGCAAGCUUCUGAAAAGCGCUGUCGUACUCCAGAUGGUUUGAUAUGCAGUGGAAGAGGCAAAUGCUCUUGUGGUACAUGCAUAUGCCAUGUUUCUGAACCUGGAAAAUUUUAUGGACCUCGAUGUGAAUGUCAUGACUGGGUGUGUGAAACAUAUGAUGACCAAGUCUGUGCAGGUAAUGGAAAAUGUGACUGUGGAAAGUGUGUGUGCAAAGAAGGCUGGUUUGGGACUGCUUGUCAGUUCCCAGAGGUGUGUGACCUUACCAAGAAGAAGAGCAAGGACAUGUGUCGGAACUCUCAAGGUGUAAUAUGUUCUAAUGCAGGUACAUGUAACUGUGGCAGGUGCAUGUGUGCGAAUUCAGAUGGCAGUGGACUGAUUUAUGGCAAGUUUUGUGAAUGUGACGACCGAGAAUGCAUAGAUGAUGAAACUGGCGAAAUCUGUGGUGGCCAUGGAAAGUGUUACUGUGGAAACUGUUACUGUGCGGCUGGUUGGCAUGGAGAUAAAUGUGAAUUCCAGUGUGACAUCAGCCCAUGGGAGAGCAAAAGAAGAUGCACAUCUCCAGAUGGCAAAGUCUGCAGUAAUCGAGGGACUUGUGUUUGUGGAGAAUGUACAUGCUAUGAUGUAGACCCUACUGGUGAGUGGGGAGACAUUCAUGGGGACACUUGUGAGUGUGAUGAAAGGAGCUGCCUGCCCGUGUAUGACAGAUAUGCUGAUAAUUAUUGCUCAGGUCACGGUCAGUGCAACUGUGGUGUCUGCGACUGUAAGGAAGGAUGGACUGGAAAGAAGUGUGAGCAUCCCCUUUCGUGCCCCCUCUCCAUUAAGGAAAGCACAAAAAAAUGCCAAGGGAGCUCCAGCCUGCCUUGUUCUGGCCGAGGAAAGUGCCAGUGUGGACAGUGCACAUGCUUUCCCCCUGGAGACAACAGAGUGCAUGGAAAGAACUGUGAAUGUGAUGACAGGCAGUGUGAAGACGCCCAAGGCCUGAAAUGUGGAGGUCAUGGCAUUUGCUCUUGUGGUAAAUGCAUUUGUGAGGAUGGAUGGUUUGGAAAAUUGUGCCAGUAUGUGAGAAACUGUACCAUGUCAAAGGAGGAGAGCAAUGGGCUGUGUGAAUCUGCUGAUGGUGUUAUCUGUUCAGGAAAAGGCUCCUGUCACUGUGGAAAGUGCAUCUGUUCUCCUCAGGAGUGGUAUCUUUCAGGGGAAUUCUGUGAAUGUGAUGACAGAGACUGCGACAAGCACGAGGGUCUCAUCUGCACAGGAAAUGGUGUGUGUUAUUGUGGAAAUUGUGACUGCUGGGAAGGAUGGACCGGAAAUGCCUGUGAAAUCUGGAUUGCAGUGGAGAGCCCCUGAGAAUGCUUUUUUUUUACAGCUACAGAAAUGCAUGUAAAAAGACUGUCAAGAAAUAUAUUUCUCCACAAAGUUGAUGAUACUAGGUCAUGGAGCAUCUGACUGAUUUUAAAUGUUUUUAUUUAACAGUAAAAAAUAAAUAUUUCAUUAAGACAGUAGCUAUUGGAAGCUUUUUUUUGCAAUAAUGAAUAAAUUUCUCAUUUUUAUUGUAAGUAAAAUGUUAGCUAUAAUCUGUGUGCUCUGCUAUAUACCUGCUAUUCAUGUGUUCACAGGUAAAUACUAGGCUGCCAGCCUACAGACUACUACAAACCUAGCCAAUAACAAGAGGUCAAAAUCAAACCCAGUAGCUUGUAUCUAUAACCAUUAUGCUAAACUCUCCUGAAGCUCUAGUUUUAACAAAAUUAUGUCAAACCCACAAUCUCUGACUUGAGGCCACUGGAGCCUGACCAUCACAUAAAAAGUUAAUAACAGCAUAUAGCUAAAAGGAGAUGUAAACGUAAUGUUGUACAUGAGUUGUAGAUCACUGAUUAUCUUUUCAGUGUACUUUUCUGAUUAUGGUGCUAUCAAUAUCUACAACAGAUCACGUAAUAGGAACCCCCCCCCCCCGUGUUAGUGACAGUGUAUGGAAGAAGGGUCUGUGACAACGGAUCGAAUACACUAAAUAUCGAACGGCCGGAAAAUCAAAAACGCAGGUGAUAGAAACCUAUUUUAUGGGGGCUGCGCCCCCCGCACCCCCCACUAAACAUAUAUACUAACUCUGAGAUCGCACUACAGUGAGAAAAGGGCAAAUUCUCUGAUUUUCACAUCACUGUGAUCUCAUAAAACAGGUUUCUAUCACCAGCGUUUGCGGCUUUCUGGUCGUUCGAUAUUUAGUGUAUUUGAUCCGUUGUCAUAGACCUGGAAGAACAGCUGGUUGUUUUUUUGUUUUGAUAAAUCCUCAUUAAGUAGUCAUUAAAGCUGCAUGUUUGUAGUACUGUUAAUGAUAUUAUAAAAUUCUGGGUUCUAGUGUACUAAAGACCCCAUGAAACAUGACGUGAAAUAUUGAAAAUCAGCUACACACACAAGCUGAAGUUGAUUCUUUUUAUUUGUUUUUGUUUUAAAUGUAUUUUAAAGGCAAGUAGUAAUCUUAGAGUUGAUCUUUAAACAUUUCCUCAAAAAACAAGAAGAUAAAUGAACAUCAUUAACAGAGAAAUGUGUGCUAUAUAUGUCAUCAUCAUUAUAGUUUUCUGAACUGGAAUUUAUAUUAUAAACUAAACUGUUAGUACCAGCAGAACUGGAAACGUUGACUCUAAUUCUGAACUCAGUCAUGAAGCUAACAUUGUUACUGUGUUUUCUUCACUGUUGAACUUUUACUUAACUGUUGCUAGUGGAGACAUAAACAAUUUCAGAAUGAAAACUAGAGCACUCUUUGUCUUUCUUGCUAGGAAGUACCAGACAACAUCUUAGACAACUGUCUUGUAAGUUCAUUUAUCACUUUUGAUGUUUGCAUUCUUGAUGUAACUUUCAUAUUACAUGAUGUCAUAUGAUAGUGUUAAUGUCAUUUUAUUGGAAAGUUGAGCUGAUGCCCUUUAUUUUUUUACAUCACUGAUAUGAAAUUGUUCCGAACCUCAGUAUUCCAGCAGUUCCAGUAAAACCCAUUUAAAAAUGUUGCAAUUUUUUUAUUAUGCAGUGUAUGCAAAUAUAAGACAUUUCUUUUUAAUGUAAAACAUGUUACUGCCUGCCAAUUAUUAAUACAGAGUUUAUUUGUUCCAAAUCGUAUAAAAUGUAUAUAAAGACUAUGAAUGUGUUCAGUUGUAAGGGUAGAUUGACUUUCCAUAAAGAUUCACAAAGUACCAUUCAUUCAUACAUUUAAGUUUUAAUGUUAAGAGAUUUACAGGCUUAAUAAUAUGUGUGUUGAAUUUGUUGCUUUACAGAUCCAGUUUUCAAAAGAACAUUCAGUGCAGUUUCAAGGAUGGUCAAACUUUCAAUAAUAUUUCAACAAGUGAUACACAUACAAACCGUCACCAAGUGUCAUUUGUAGCCUUUUUAUCUUUUGUGAUAAGCAAGUAUGUAUAGAUAUGUCUGCAUGGUGAAAUAAAGUAAUGGCCACAAACAAA
Protopterus annectens (West African lungfish) is the source of this 3755-nucleotide messenger RNA. It is a transcript of the gene ITGBL1, whose product is annotated as integrin subunit beta like 1. The record is from RefSeq and is a predicted model, not a curated record. The transcript has 11 exons. Lineage: Eukaryota; Metazoa; Chordata; Ceratodontiformes; Protopteridae. Gene Ontology annotation, molecular function: integrin binding. Gene Ontology annotation, biological process: cell-matrix adhesion; cell adhesion mediated by integrin; integrin-mediated signaling pathway. Bases 202 to 1662 code for a protein of 486 amino acids. Gene Ontology annotation, cellular component: focal adhesion; cell surface; integrin complex.